ACGUAACAGUCCGGAUAAGAAGGCUCUGUACCCCUUCCGUGUAAUAGUACUACCGGGGUGUUUACGUACGCGGCCCUCCCGUGAGUUCUCCCUGAUAUCGCCAAACGGCAGGUGCUCCAAAACCGCCACAAGAUUCACUGUUAUUGGUUAUUCGUCUUCAGUGAGAAUUUUUUUCGGUAUUUCUGAAUGAACUAACCGGUGACACGGUACAUAUUUUUGCACAUUUGAUUUUCAUUUGAUUUUUUUACGGGAAUUUGCCAUCAAUCAACAAUGAGUUGUCUCCCCUGGAUGUUUGUUGUUCUGUCUGUUUUCAAAGUCACACAAUCUCAGUUACCAAAUAUGGAUUAUUGCCCACCGGAAGACCCUAAUUGUCACCCCUGGUGUAUUGAAUACGUCGACAAAUGCCGAUUGUGUCGAUGUAAAAACGACAAACACAGUUCAGGGGGCGGUGGUUUUAAUCUGGGCGGAUCUAACACGGACGGCAGCGGUUUUGGUGGUGGUGGGAGCACGGAUGGGGACUCCUGGUCGUCCCUUGAAAAUAAAUGGGGAUCCAGUGGGGGAGACGUAGGAGGCGCCAAGGGAAAUGGGGGCAAAACAAAUAUAAUUAUCAUAGAAAAGGAGAAGGAACCCCGACCUGGAAUGAUGUCAUUUCCGGGAUCGUCUUUCGCGGGGAAAUCCCCAUUUCAGAUGAGUGCUGGUCCAAGGCCAAGCAUGAUGAUGUUUCCUCCGAGAAGAAAUUCUAUUCCGCCUGGUUGUAAAACAAAAAACGUGCCCCUAGUGAGCCCAGGGGUUCCGAGAUAUUGCGUCACAGGGUUCAUCGUGGAUUGUCCCCAUGACUGUGUGGUCACGGACGAGUUCGGCUGUAAAUCAUGUCCAUGUGCCCCAGCAACAAAAGCGUGGAUGCCUGUGUGUGAAAAUGCCCCUGAGGUAAGACCACAGUCCACGUCCCAUAACAGCUGUAUAGGGACCAAACUGUGUAUCAUGUCAUGUGACGGGGAGGCCAAAAUAGGGGAAACCGGGUCCGACGGAUGUCAACGGUGCACGUGUAUCAAAAAAGAGAAGAAUCCUGUUCCCCUGACCGUUACAACGACCCCCAAACCGACGACGAAGUCCGUCUCGGAGUGUACGAAGCUGAUAGCGUGCAUGAUCAGGUGUAAGGACACGGGCUUCGACAUAGGGGACACACAGAAAGAUGGAUGUCCAAGUUGUCAAUGUAAGAAGAAAUCUGCAAAUAACAGCAAUAAUAACAGCGAUAACAACAACAAUAACGGCAAAAACAAUAACUUCGGAACUGGGGGCGGAAUGCAAACCUGGUCCGUUGGAAGUGGUGGCAGUGGAACGAACACAGGAAGCGGAAGUAGUAUUAUUAGCAAUGUUGGCGGACACGGUACUGGUGCCGGUGGCGGAUCAAAGUGCGAGUUUCCCUUGUGUAUGAAUGGCGGGUCCGGAGGGGGUAAUCCACUGAUGUCUUCUUCUGGAUCAAGUGGGAGUUCCAGUGGUGGGUGUGCAGGCCCAUUCUGUGCCAGUAUGACAGGGGGAGGUGGAUCCGGCGGGAUGAUGGCGGGAGGGGGCGGUGGUGGCAUGAUGAUGGGCGGGGGUGGUGGCGCAGGGUCAGGCGGGGGCGGGCCGUUCAAGGCGUCACUGAGUUCUGCGGCCUCCGCCAGUGGGGGCAUGGGCAGUGCGAUGAAGUCUCCAUUCAUGGCGGCAGCAGGGGCCUCUACCGGAGGCGGCGCAGACGGUAAUCCAAUGCAUGGUCCGAUGUUAUCUAUGGGAGGAACAGACUCGGGUUCUCCAAAGCAUCCAGAAGUGGAAAAAGUGGCUUACAAUACAGAGUGUUUCGGACCUUCGUGUUCUGCGAAAAAUGGAAAAAUGCACGGACUGAUCGGAAGUUGUAUGGACAUGGAGAGGUGUAUCGCUAACUGUGGGGGGAGCUUUGAGAUCGGUCCGUUGGGGUCAGACGGUUGUCAAUCAUGCACGUGUAAUCCAGAGUGACGCCUACACUGACGCUGAAACAGUUCCAAAGAUACAUCAUUCAUUCAUACAUUUAUUCAUUGACGUUUUAUUAUUGCUGUCUUUUUUCCUGAAAUUUACAGAGAGAUGAAAAGAUUUCCAUAGUUUUACACGUGCAGUGAUGUCAUAUAUCACUGAAUAAAAAAGUUGAA
Magallana angulata is the source of this 2162-nucleotide messenger RNA. RefSeq lists its product as uncharacterized. The transcript is spliced from 13 exons. NCBI's taxonomy places the organism in Eukaryota, Metazoa, Mollusca, Bivalvia, Ostreida, Ostreidae. The coding region runs from base 271 to 1992 and encodes 573 amino acids. The record is from RefSeq and is a predicted model, not a curated record.